UCGUAAAGGACAGACAUUGUAUUUAAUAUUUUAGGCCAGUUUUGGCUUGUCCACUAUUACAUCGUUCCGAUGCCUUCGCAUAACAUAAAGGACCUCGAGGAUUUCGUCCACAUUAAUUCCCUGCUCGAUCCCUCGUCACCAGUCAGGCUCGUAUUCACCAUUGGUCGCUUUCUCAGACCCAAUCCAAAUCCCAGUGGUCUAGUAGCCCUUGCCGUAGCCCUUGUUCUUGUCCUCUCCAUAACCUUUGUUCUUGUCGUCGUUCUUCUUGUCGUCCUUGUUUUUGUAAUCCCCAUAACCCUUGUUCUUGUCGUCCUUCUUCUUGUCGUCCUUGUUUUUGUCAUCCCCAUAGCUUCCAUAACCCUUGUUCUUGUCGUCGUUCUUCUUGUCAUCCCCAUAGCUUCCAUAACCCUUGUUCUUGUCGUCGUUCUUCUUGUCAUCCCCAUAGCUUCCAUAGCCCUUGUUCUUGUCGUCCCCAUAACCUCCAUAACCAUUGCUACGGCGAUCUUUGUUGUAGUUGCCUUUAUCCCCGCCCUUGGAAGGAUAGCCGUACUUGUCGUCAUACUUGUCGUCAUACUUCUCGUCGUCAUCGUCGUCAUCUCCCUUGCCCUUUUGCUUCCCACCCUUGUCUCCGUAGCCACCGUAUCCACCCUUGGGAGGAUAAUGGUCGCCGUACUUGGCUGGAGUACCUGGCUCGGCCUCAGGGGCAGGGGCGGCCAGAAUGGCUGGGGCGGCAGCAGCAAUGAGGGCGAUGAGGGAGAGCUUCAUUUUGACGUCAAAUGGGGGAAAUGAAAUUGAUUUUAUCUGUAUGAGCUGGGAGAUAG
Molecule: messenger RNA, 821 nt
Organism: Ilyonectria robusta
Lineage: Eukaryota; Fungi; Ascomycota; Sordariomycetes; Hypocreales; Nectriaceae
Exons: 4
Coding region: 70-789 (239 amino acids)
Source: RefSeq, a predicted model, not a curated record